GAGACCAACUUUUAAUGAAAAGGCGACGACGCUUAGUCAUAACCAACACACUCGUACAAACACUGAUAAAGAUAAACAACAACAACAAGAGAGAAUCAAAAUAAAUAUAUAAAAUGUCCUACCAUGUUGUAGAUAUGACGGAUCCCUCCGAGCUACAGCCCGUGCUGCACUCCAAGCAUGCAAAGAAUCUGCUGCGUUUUCUUCACUUGUUGCCUGCGCGCAUGUCCUCGCAUGAUAACACCAGGAGCACCAUUGUAUUUUUUGCCGUCUGUGGCCUAGAUGUGCUCAACUCGCUGCACUUGAUAUCCCCACAGCUGCGCAAGGACAUCAUCGACUGGACCUACGGCGGCCUUGUGGUGCCACGCGAAAACGAAAAGCGACGCGGCGGCUUUAUGGGCUGCCGCGCCAUGUUACCGAAAACGGAGGACGCUGAGCUGCUGGAAUGCAUGCGGCAGUAUCAAUGGGGUCAUCUUGCCAUGACAUAUACCAGCAUCGCAGUGCUGGUGACACUGGGCGAUGAUCUGUCGCGAUUGAAUCGACAGAGCAUCGUGGAGGGCGUGGCGGCGGUGCAGCAUGCGGAUGGCAGCUUCAGUGCCUCCAUCGAUGGCAGCGAGAAUGAUAUGCGCUUUGUGUACUGUGCAGCCACCAUUUGCCACAUGCUCGACUGCUGGGAUGGCGUGAACAAGGAGGCCAUGUUUCAGUUUAUAAUGCGCAGCCUACGCUACGAUUACGGCUUCAGUCAGGAGCUGGAGGGCGAGUCGCACGGUGGCACCACAUUCUGUGCGCUGGCCGCACUGGAGCUGAGCGGACAGCUGCAUCGCCUGGACGAGACGACGGCGGAGCGCAUUAAGCGAUGGCUUGUCUUUCGGCAAAUGGACGGCUUUCAGGGGCGACCCAACAAGCCGGUGGAUACGUGUUAUUCCUUUUGGAUUGGCGCUGCGUUGCGCAUUUUAAACGGCUUUGAGCUGACCGACUAUGCUCAGAACCGUGAAUACAUACUGAGCACACAGGAUGAACUAAUUGGCGGCUUUGCCAAAUGGCCAAAGUCCACGCCAGAUCCUUUCCACACGUACCUGGGCCUAUGCGGUCUCGCCUUCAUCGGUGAGCCGGGCUUGAGCGCUGUCAUGCCCAGCCUGAACAUCUCCAUGGCCGCCUAUAUGCAUCUCAAUCAACUGCACGAACGCUGGCGAGCCAACAACAGCGGCCUUACCCAUGACCUUACCCAGUUGAAGCUGUCCGUGGGCAGCAGCGCGGAAGCGGCCACAAAUCCUACCUCGAGCUCGUCUCUGAUAUCAGCACAAUGAUGGGAACUGCAACCAAUUUGUAUUUGUACGCUUAUUGCUGGCAAAUUUUUUGCAAACGCUUUUAAAACAUUUUUUUUAAAUCUGGUAUUUAAGUAAAAAGUUGAAAACAUGAGCUGGAACUUAACGUGUAUAAGUAGAUUAACUGGGUAACGCGAACUUCUUGUAACUUUAACAACGAACAGCUAGUUUUUAUGGCAUUAACAUCUUUAACUAAUGAUUUUCUGCUUGUUACACCAAUUACGGAUCAUUCUUUCUUUUUAGCCAGAAUAUAUUAGUUUCUAUAUUGUACUUGUAUAGCUUAAAUUAAGUUUAACAACUGUAAGCUUAAGCUAAACAAUUGUAUUAAACUACGUCCAU
This is a messenger RNA of Drosophila novamexicana, 1661 nucleotides long. RefSeq names its product geranylgeranyl transferase type-1 subunit beta (gene betaggt-I). The transcript is spliced from 3 exons. Gene Ontology annotation, cellular component: CAAX-protein geranylgeranyltransferase complex. Lineage: Eukaryota; Metazoa; Arthropoda; Insecta; Diptera; Drosophilidae. The coding region runs from base 114 to 1304 and encodes 396 amino acids. Gene Ontology annotation, biological process: protein geranylgeranylation. The record is from RefSeq and is a predicted model, not a curated record. Gene Ontology annotation, molecular function: CAAX-protein geranylgeranyltransferase activity.